AUGAUUGCAAUUCCAUACUUGGCGGCAUUGAGCACCUACUUUAGCUACAGUUUGCACUUUGCCUUCGGUAAAAUCAGAGAUUGGUUUAGGAAACUUAUGGACUGGUGGUUGCGCACGUGUUUAGGAUUGGAAGAUUUUUAUAUGCGCCGCUUGUAUCUUCGCGUUCAGGAUUGCUUUGGAAGACCCAUAUCAAGUGCCCCUGAUGCCUGGUUUGAUGUGGUGGAGCGCUACACUAACGAUAAUAACAGGACCCUCAAGCUGUAUUUGAAUAAAAACGAGGGAUCGUACAACUAUCUUGGUUUUGCCGCGUCAGAUGAAUAUUGUACACCCAGAGCAAUUGAGUCACUGAGGAAGUAUUCUGCAAGCACAUGCAGUAGCCGGGUGGAUGGGGGCACUACUGCUCUGCACAAUGAAUUGGAGACAUGUGUCGCCAACUUUGUUGGUAAGCCAGCUGCUAUAGUUUUUGGAAUGGGCUAUGUCACCAACUCUGCUGUUCUUCCAGUUCUCAUGGGCGAGGGAAGUUUGAUCAUCAGUGAUUCAUUGAACCACAACUCCAUUGUUAACGGUGCAAGAGGUUCUGGAGCUACUAUUCGUGUUUUCCGGCACAAUACGCCAUCUCAUCUUGAAGAGGUUUUGAGAGAACAAAUUGCCGAGGGACGGGCAAGGACCCAUAGUAGCUGGAAGAAGAUAAUUGUUGAUGUGGAGGGGAUAUACAGCAUGGAAGGAGAGCUUUGCAAACUUCCAGGGAUCAUAGCUAUCUGCAAAAAAUAUCAGAAUGUUUUCAGGUCAGAACUUGAGAAGAUGGGUUUUGAAGUUCUUGGGGACAAUAACUCCCCUAUCAUACCAAUCAUGGUUUACAACAUAGCAAAAAUCCCUGCCUUCUCAAGGGAGCGCCUCAAGCGAAAUGUAGCUGUUGUAGCGGUGGCAUUUCCAGCAACCCCAUUAUUGUUGGCCAGAGCAGGCAUAUGCAUAUCUGCUGCUCAUUCAAAAGAAGACCUUAUCAAAGCCUUGGAGAUUGGUCUUGUUUGA
This is a messenger RNA of Neltuma alba, 1029 nucleotides long. Its product is annotated as long chain base biosynthesis protein 2a-like. The record is from RefSeq and is a predicted model, not a curated record. The transcript has 11 exons. The coding region runs from base 1 to 1029 and encodes 342 amino acids. Gene Ontology annotation, cellular component: serine palmitoyltransferase complex. NCBI's taxonomy places the organism in Eukaryota, Viridiplantae, Streptophyta, Magnoliopsida, Fabales, Fabaceae. Gene Ontology annotation, biological process: ceramide biosynthetic process; sphingosine biosynthetic process. Gene Ontology annotation, molecular function: serine C-palmitoyltransferase activity; pyridoxal phosphate binding.